AUGGGAUUCUUCCCGUCGCAGCUGACGAGGGCCUCGCUAUCGUCAUCUCUGGCCAGGCGGCUGAGGCGGCCUCAUCCAGCUGCCGCGGCUGCGUCGGCGGCGAGAUCCUUAACCACCACUGAGGGUUCUCGCCCUUCCAUCGUCCACAAGCGCAGUGUCGACAUUCUGCAUGAUCCUUGGUUCAACAAGGUACGAGGUGUAAUUGUUGUCCUUUCGGGAUCUCUCCCAUUUUUUAUGGUCCGAAUUGGUCCUGAAUUCCCGUGGGCUUCGUUUUGAUUCCGAUCUUGCUUGCUUCAAAGCGGUGGUCUGUGGGCGCAGCCAGCGGAUUACGAAAAUUUGCUAAUUACUGAAUUCCUUCAAAGUUUUCCUUUGUAUUUCCUUUUUAUUAGAUUUUACUGGAUUGAUUGGUGUGGUUCAAUGGGUCCUGUAUAAAUCUUUCUUCGUUUUGUUACCUGAAACAAAAUGUAGGGUACUGCGUUCACUGUGACAGAGAGAGAUCGUCUUGAUCUCCGUGGCCUUCUUCCUCCCAAUGUGAUGAAUUCCGAGCAGCAAAUUGAGCGGUUCAGUAAGUUUUUGACUCCUAGCUUGUAGUUAAUGUGAUAGUUGUCAGUAAGGGACUACCACUUGGUCGGCAUGACUCCAAGCGUCUUGUUGUAUGUUUUACUUGUUCUCAGCUUUUAGUUCUUCGUUGCAUAGUACUAUCGCCAUUCAAACAAGAAGGACAUUCACCGGGAAGGGAGAGAUUUAUACUAAUAUGUUAUGUAAGAGAAGAGGAUAUAGUGGAACAGUUAGGUGAAGAUAGACUGUGUAAGAGAAGAGGAUAUAGUGGAACAGUUAGGUGAAGAUAGACUGUGUAAGAGAAGAGAGAUUUAACAUAAUAGACUAAUGUGAGAGAAGUGGAUAUGGUGGAACAGUUAAAAGAAGAUAAACAAAAUUAUGUAAGAAGAGAGACAUUUAUGGUAAUAGGCUAUGUAACAGAAGAAGAUGUACAAAACUUUAACACGUUAAAUUGAAUGCAACCAUGAUUAACUCAAAACGUCCUUUUCCCUUUGAGUCACCCCUGAUGCUCACUCAUGCAGAUGGGUACCCCUUUAGAUUAUUCCACGUGGUUAAAAUUGUUGAGCAUGAUCUAAAAUAAAUGAAGAUUAUUUGGGUGAAGUAUUGGUACAUUUAUUUGAAAUAUAGAUUCUUGUUGUUAUGAAAGAGAAUUGGAAACUUGAUAGCUCGAGAUGUGAUGUUGCUCUCUAGACAGUAGAUAUUGCCUUCGUUUCAAAAUCUGAAUUGUUGCUAGUCCCUUAUCGAUAUAGACAAUGACUCUCAUUAGCACAAUGAAGGUAGAUUCUCAUCUGAGUCUCAAAGUAACGUAGGAAGUUUCAUGUUCAUGCUGAAGAAAAAUUAUUAGAAAAGAGAAAAAGAACUUGAAGAACGUCAAGCAUUUUUUUCUUGGGAGAGUUUAAGAUUUACUAGCAUUUUUUUCUAUCAUCCUUGAUGUCUCUUCAGAAUUUACUAUAAAAUGGAGCUUGAUCUCGUUGAUUAAGCUAUUCUUUCUUGAACAGUGUUUGACUUGAAAAGACUAGAAGUGAAUGCAAGGGACGGGGCAAGAGAUACGAAUUCCUUGGCUAAAUGGCGUAUCCUGAACAGACUGCAUGAUCGAAAUGAGAUAAUGUACUACAAAGUAAGUCCAUAUAAUUCUUCCAUUCUAUUGUGCUUCGUUUUUUCACUCAGGGGUGGGAAAGAAUAGUGCAUAUGAUGGUGCGUGAUCACAAUUUGAAUGAACCCAUGCAGGGAAGGGGAAGCUAUACAUCCUCUACAAUUUUCGAAUUUGUUCAUAUCAAUUAGAUAACAAGCGACACAUCAUACAACGGUUUUUUUCCUGAUUUUUUCUAGGUUUUAUCUGAAAACAUUGAGGAAUAUGCACCGAUAGUGUAUACACCCACCGUUGGCCUUGUCUGCCAGAACUACAGUGGAUUGUUUAGAAGACCAAGGGGAAUGUAUUUCAGUGCAGAAGAUCGGGGAGAAAUGAUGUCAAUGGUUUACAACUGGCCAGCUGAUCAGGUUUGUGAUUCAUAUUCAAGCAUUAAAGCCAACCAUGUCUCUACUUAUGUUUACCAAUACUUGUGUACAUGGGCAUGCCUAUUUCUUUUGAAAACAUCUAAUGACCAUGCCUUUCCUAUUAUUUCGUUUUGAGGAGUUUGUCACGUUUGUGGCUUGUUUCUGGCUCAAGGCACUGAGGAGGUUGAACUUCAAUUUGGGAUCUGGUGCUAUUCCAAUCAUUUAGUUUGUCAUCUGGAUUGAUUGAAUAAUGCAGUCUAGUAAUCUGUCUCCUGAGAGAGGCUUAAAGAAAUAUCAUAAGUACUUGAUAGUAAAUAUUUGAAACCAUGACUUUUUUAGAUUUUAAAAGAUUCAUUUAACUAUUAUUCUUGAACUGUUAACGUGAUCUUUAUUAUUGCAGGAAAUUAGGAAAACAAUGGGGAAACUCACUUUUUGUUAUUAUGUCGUUUAGUGGGAUGACAUGUUUACAUGUUAUGGCCUUGCCUGGCCAAUGUAAAUAUCUAUUUACCUUAAUUAUGCUUUUACACAAAGUAGAUGAACAUAUUAUUCUAGAAGACUUACGAUAUCUGAGAAAACUACACUUUUUUUUAAGGUUAUUUUCCUUUGUUUCUUGUAGGUUGAUAUGAUUGUGGUAACUGAUGGAAGUAGAAUAUUGGGCCUUGGAGAUCUUGGCAUCCAAGGAAUUGGCAUUGCAAUUGGGAAACUAGAUUUAUAUGUUGCGGCUGCUGGAAUAAAUCCUCAUAGGGUAAUUUCGUCUUUUCGUGUUUUUACUGAUAAAUUUCAGGUUGUGUUUAUUUAUUUUAUUUAUUAUUAUUCGUUUCUAAUGACAUUUAUUUUGAGGAACGCUUCAUGAUCUUCGUUAAGUAUUGCCAUAUUGCCUUCAUGUUGUUUUAUUGUGUCAAUUCGGAUGUGGUCAAGUGUAGCACUUAUCAGGAAGUUGUGUUUUUCAAAAUGUUGUUGAGGGAAUAAUGACAUGGAUGCUGUGUCAUCUAAAUUGCGUUAUUAGGCGUCACAAACAUGCUCUCAUGUUAGUGUGAAGGCGGACAUUAUUAUAAAUUUGAUUCAAUCGGAAUUUAUUUUGGAUGAAUGUUCUAUGGUAGUCGUUUCCUUCACAUUGUAUUCCUGAUUCAGGUCAUUUAUGAGAAAAAUGGGUGAAUAUUUAGCUUUCUUAUUGUCAUUAUCCCUCAAACAUGAACAUAUAUUUUAUAUUAUUUUUAUAAUAUUAGAAAUUUAUUUUUUACCUUCCGUCAUAUUUAAAUAAUUUAUAAAAUUAAAUAUCGCCCAGGUUCCUUGCUCUGUUGCCAAGGCAGACACACCAUCACUUUGCUCGCCUGAGAAAAUCUUGUUUUUAGAGGAUAAAAUACGUUGCGUACUAGGAUUUGUACAUCAUAAACAACUUUGAAAUAGUACAAUGUGAAACAUUAUAGCUAAAGCCCAGUACAAUCAGUAGUAAAAUCAUCAUGGAAUAUUUCAUGUCUGAUUACGCUUCUCCUUGAAAACUAUCACCAAGAAUCGUGAUCAUGGAUUGAUCUUCGAAACGUCUCUUUCCUAUCUUCACAUGAUUGAAGAAAUCGUGCCAUAUUUGGAAAUAAUUAAGAUUUGAAAUCCUGAAAAAUAACAUCUAGGUAUAUAUGGCCAACUGCCAUAAAGUCAUCCAGUAUUGUUUGGCUUAGUGGAUGAGCCAUAUAAUGCUUUUCUACUAGUUAACCAAGCAAACCUCUUUGCAGGUAUGAUUAUCAGAGAGCAUUCAUUAAUGACUCAUCAGUAUUGAAAAUGCCAGUUUUUCUGUGCAUAUCAUAUGGAGAAAUUCUGAGUUGUUAUGGCUGAAUCAGUAAGGAAUAGUUUCUCAAGUGUUAGUACCACUGUCACAAAUCCUACCGUUUCCCACUAAAUUGGUGUUGUAACUUUUACUUAAAAAGCAUUGCACUGUGGUACAUAAAUACAAAUAAAUUUAUCUCUCUAAAAUACAGACGGGCUAGAAAUAAAAAUACUCUCACAGUUAUGACAAAACAUUGCACUGUGGUGUCAAGUUGUUUGAAGGCUAUGUCUAAAAAUGCAAAAGGACUUGCUGUGUCCUUUGGAAGGACAUUCGGCUGAUUCAGUGCCUUUGGCUAUAUGUUUUCGUUUGCUGCGUGAAUAAUCUAUCUCCAAUGUUUAUCAUAAUAAGUCACUUUUAUAGAUUUUUCACGCUAGUUGCAAUUGGGUAUUAUUUCAUGGACUUUGUAGUUCUCUACUCUUAUCGUGCUGAUGGAUUAGAUAAACCUUGGACUGGCAGGUCGAUACUAACGCCAACUUGGUGUAUUUGUUUCAUCUAUCUUGCAGAUCAGAGAGUUCUUCUGUAUAAUAAUGAUAUUUACUUUUCUUAAGAACCACGAAUUAUCUAACUGCUGUAAUUAACAGUCCAUGUGGAUGCUGAAAUAUUAGUGGAGACAACAUGUCUAAUUUCUGUCCCAUUUGGAUCCUCAGCUACCCAACAUCUAGCCUGAAAUCCUCAGCUACUCAUCAAUUAUCAUGUCUAGAAGCAUGAUAAUUGAUUUUUCAGAAAUUUCUUAAAAUCUAUGUCUUUAAAGUAUUGAUUUCUUUUACAAGUUGGUUGUCAUACUAAUUCACAUUUCAUAGUUUGUUGGCCAUUGAUAAAUGUGUACUUGGUUUUUUUGGUGCUUUAUUGUGUUAUUUCAAAUAUAUACUAACUUUCAGGUGGGCUUUUAUCUUGCAGGUGCUUCCGGUGAUGAUUGAUGUGGGAACCAACAAUGAGAAACUUUUGAAGGAUCCACUCUGUAGGAUUCCUUUGCCAUCCUACAUAAAUAAUCCGUUUUAUUGUUAAGCCUUUAGUAGACUGAUGUGUGAGAUAUAGUUUUUGAUGGUUUAAAAAUAUUAUGUUUAACCAAACUGAAAUUCAGAAUCCUGAGAAAUUUCCCUGGUUUUAAUGAUGUGAAUAGUUUUAACGACUCACAAAAGAAACCUUCAUUAUCAUAGUAGACAUUGCUAUGUUUAGGAUCUAUUUGUCAAAAUCUCUAUGAAAUUUGGAAACUUGCAAAAGCAAGUGUUUGUUGGUGUCCAAAAUUAAAGUUUCUCAAUAAUGGCUGACUCAUUGAAGUUUAUGGAUAUGCCUGAGUAUCUGCAUUGGAUCAAUACCCUCCUCACAUCGGUCAAUAUUGCUGACCUGAUGUAGAUCCUCAAUGGACAUCAGUAGGCCCACGGCUAUGGCAGCCUGCAGUUCUGUUCGGUGGUGGCUCACUUGUGGAUUGCUUCUAUCUGACAGAGGCAAUUUGAGGUUGAAUGGAUUUUCACAACUUUUGAAUCACAUCACCUGUGUGCUCUACAAUUCCAGGCCCGCAAAACAUUCACACUUUUUUUUCCUUUUUUCUGACGGUGGAAAAUGCAUGCCGUUUAUAACUUAGUCUAGCUAUAAAGAAGCCACGUGAAGGUGAACGAUUGCAAAGAUAGAUAUUUAAGUUACCUAGACUUGUAGUCAGUCAUUUUAAGUCCUGCAAUAAACACGUUUCAAUGUUUUCCCCUGACUGCAACAGAAAACGAAAUCUCUCUUCUACCAUUGGUUACAUGUAUCUAACCAUAACGCAAUUCAGCAUUUUGGACAUUUUGCUAGAAGCUGCGAACAAUGGCUUUUCAUAUCAGAAGUCGAUUUUCUGAUAUUUUCUACAUGUAGAAGAUUGAAUAUGCCAAAAAUUGUCUGAAAUCAGAUCUUGGACUGCAACAAGAGCGCCUUGAUGGUGAAGAGUACCUCUCUGUUAUUGAUGAAUUUAUGAGGGCUGUUUUUACACGAUGGCCAAACGUCAUUGUGCAGGUAAUUCGAAUUUGUACUUUCUAUUCCUUUAGAGGUGCAACCUACUACAGUACAGUGACUUGAACUUCCUAAUAGUUUGAAGAUUUUCAAAGCAAGUGGGCUUUCAAGCUAUUGCAGCGUUACAGAAAUACCUAUCGAAUGUUCAAUGACGAUGUUCAGGUCAGAAAAAAAUUCAAGGGCGAUUAUAUUUAUUUUUACUUUUGUGUUUUACGGAUGCCAAUGGUUUAAUAUUACGGGUCUUUUGAGCGGUAGUAUCCUUCUGAUUUAAUUCUCAAUUCCAUGAAAAGAUUGGGCAAGCAAAUGCUACAUGUUGCCUACUUCAGAUACUAACAUGCUAAUAUAUUAUUGAUGUAUUGAUACAUGAUAUCCUGAUUUUGUUUGGAUGAUUGAAAUAAAUAGUUUAUGUUGCCGUGUUAAUGUCUCAGAUGUCUCAAAUAGUUUAUUUGAGCGACAUAGAGCUGAUAAGGGAAUGACUAAAUAAGGGCAGACUGUGGGUAUUUUUUUUAUAGAGGAAUCCAUUUUUUGAAACCGUGAUCCUGGAUUAUCCAGCUGCUUUUGUUCUUUCUCCUUCAAGAAGCUUCAAGAACUUCUGCUCAUUCUUCAGAAUCCUCUUCCAGUCCGACAAACAAUAAAUGUUUUUUUUCUAUAUUUGGGUCUAGUUCCUCGUGCUUUACCUUCCAGUUUCCACUGAGAAAGGUUAUGAUAAUCUUAUUCGUGAAACUUCUUAUGACUGUUUUUUGACAUAUUUAAGAUUUACGUUCUUUCUUGUGGUCAAUUAGACUAUAGAUAAUUAUAAGAUGUUCUUGCAAUAAAUUGGCUAUCUUUAGCAAUCACGGGUUGACCGGAUGUAACAUUGUUUUGCCUACAAUUCAGAUGUAAUGGCUUGAUCGAACUUUUCUUCCCAGGGAACUGCAGGAGUUGCAAUUGCUGGUCUGCUGGGAGCUGUGAGAGCACAAGGUAGACCAAUGAUAGACUUCCCAAAACAGAAAAUCGUUGUUGCAGGUGCUGGAAGGUACAAUAUGAUUCUAUCUUUGCGGCACCAAUUAGUUUCACUUUAGUUGACCGUGCUAGGAUUUGGUUUCAUCAUAUAGCCUUAUUUUCCGCAAAAAGUUGAUGUGUGUCGAAGAUUAAUAAGGAAUUUGGAAUAAAUAAAUAAUGCAAAUGUAACUCACUGUUAAAGCAACACCUAAGCAUUAAUGGAUCUACCACGAACCCACACACCAUUCUAGUACCUGCCAUGCCUCGUCCCAUCUCUUUGCACGCCAUCUCCUCUUCUCUCUUCCACUCCUGAGCUUGCCUUCACCUUCUUCUAUCAACUUUUUGAGGGACUUUGAAAUGACACAAGAAAAUUUCUGCCACUGAACUUAUCCUCAAGAAUAUAACAGGGAUGAUAUUGGGGACACCUCCUACAAGGUCAAUGUUGAGAGCAAGGAGAAUCUAGUUUAAAUUAGCCCUGUAUCUAGAGGAGCAACCUUGAGGAUAGAAGUCGGCAUUAAGAAGUAGAUCAAGUAGAACAACAUCUCUGUCUAGAUUGAUCACCAAACUACGGUGUUCCUUGACAUUGUCCCUUGAGUUGCUCAGGGGCUUGUCAGUGUACUGUAGAUUGACAGACCACUAACUUAGAGAAGCAAUUCGCGGUAAUCAGAGGAUAGGAGAAGGAAAGGUGUGUGAAAAAUUCUAAGAGCGAGGAAGAAGGCUGAUGCUAGGAUGGGGUGUAGUUGGUACUGGAAUGGUGGAAGGUGAGGACUGUGAUAAAAGUGUCAGGCAAAGUCAACGUUGAGGGGUUAUUUGAUUAAAGGUAAUCAAAUUUAAAUCGAGACAGGGGUCUGUUAUUUAUAACAGAUCCAUGGGGGAAGGUUCUAGACAGAGAGCCUUACAUCCCAGGACAGACAGGUGAUGUUCACGUGUUUCUUUGAGUGAACCACGUGAUACACUUCACCCCAACUGCUAACGCAGUAUUUACAUAGUAUUUCAACAGUCAUUAACAUAUAUUGGCCAUUCAUGUGCUAUCAUGGGGAUCACCUGUAGUUAAUUUUUUAUUUAUGAAUAUUUGUUUGUCACUUUGAAUAAGAUCUGCAAUCUCUUGAUUUCUUCAUGAAAACUUCAUUGAAAGUAUUCUUCUGUGUGCUAAUGUUAAUAGGCAGAUGUUUAUUCAAUACGCAUAUUUUAGGGGUGAUAUUUAUUCUAGAUAAUCGCUGAUUGGCCUGUGUUGGGUAUGUUGGGGGCUGACCCAUCUAUAGUUGGUUGAUUCUAGAUGAUGUGGACAGAAAUUGCUGAUCCAAUUCAAUUCACCUUGUUCCCUCUCCAUCUGUCUAGUCUGACAGAGCCAAUAUAGCUGGCUAAAUAGGGUUAGGGAAUUGACAGUUUGAUAGACCAUUCUCAAUGUGGAAUGGGUCAAACUUAGCUAUUCUGUUCAGCUGACUUGCUUCAGAGUAACCUGUUGGUGAGCUGCUACUGUCUUCCUUAGCUCAUCUUUAGUUACGUUGCUAGGUUGUCGUAGGGUUCUAUAUGAUGGCACUGAGUAAGAGCGAACCUUGUUACUGAGCUGGAUAGGAAAUAAUCCAGCUGGCAUUUGUUUCCCAGGGCUCCGGUUUUCUUCUCUUCAUGCUGCCAACUUAUUGAGUGCUGCUUCUAUGAUUAUUCUAGUGUACCACGAUUAUGGCCUUUGAUAACAUGAUCUCUUAUCCUACUCUCGUGGCUCCUAGAUGAUCUCUUCCUACUCUCGUGACAAAUACAUUUUUACAAUCUCAAGUUUUUGUCUUCCAAAAUUUAUGCUUCACUUAAUGUUGAUGGAGAUGGCUUGCCAUCUCAGAUAUUCUUGCAAGAAUUUUGAACGUCUUUUCGCAUUUUUUAGGAUUUAUAUUAUCUUCUCUGAGACUAUUUAUAACUAAGUUUGGACUAUUACAUUCACCUUUAUCUGUAUCCAUGAAUUUUUGGCUGGAAGGUAUUGUGAACUUUUUAUCUUGAAUGCUCUGCAGUAAGCUACAUUUUUUUUCUGUCGUUGAUUUUUCACUUAGCAAUUCAUUCUCUCGAUGUUAAGUGAUGCACACCAGUUUAUUCUUGUGUUUAAUUCAUCACGCUGAAAUGAUUUUUUUAUUAUUUUAGUGCUGGAAUUGGUGUCCUUAAUGCCGCUAGGAAAACAAUGGCAAGGCUUCUGGGGAAUAAUGAAUCUGCUUUUGAGAGUGCUCGUAGCCAAUUCUGGGUUGUUGAUGCCCUGGUCAGUAAUAAAAUAGAUCUUCUUUUUUCCUGGCGCUUGUGCGAAUCUUUUCAUAUGCUAUAUACUCCUUUUUGAUAAUCUAUUGGAUAUAUGAUCUGGAUAUUGAUAUUGAGAUGACUUAUGUAUAUGUUCAAUGACUAUUCUAAAGGAAGAAAGUGAUUUGAAGUAGGACGAAAUUUUUCUCUCAGCAAGUAUUCCACACUAUUACAUUGUCGGAGUUUUUAAUUCAGUAUCUUUAGUUUUAUUUAAUAGUAUUUUAUUUUACCUUACAUGAAUAGAGUUGUCAUAAUUUUAUUUCAUCUUAAUAUAAUUUUUUCUGAGGGGACUGCACAUGAAGCAUUAAAGUGCAUUGGGACACCUUUAUCUCUGGUCAAUCCCAACUCACUUUCUACUUUUCUUCCUCUUUCUUCAUGGUAUAAGAAUCUUGCAUACUGUUUCGAGAUACAGCGGAAGCAAAAAGGUGAAACUGACUUAGCCCUCCUUCGGGCUAUACGCCAGUAUUUAUAUUGACGUAUAAUGGACCUUUUCGGUAUUAUCGAAAGGUCUAAUGAAGGAAACACAGAAAAGGGAAAUACAUCUAACAAGGGGACAGAAAAGGAAAAAUAGAAGAGAAGCCUAAUAUCGAAGGCUUGUUCUGCGUAACACAUACUAUCCACGUCAAAUAUUUUCUUCAUUGGAUUACAUGAAAGAGCAUAAAUUCAUGGCGGGUGGACCCAUUAAUGACUGAUUUCUCUCCCACGGACUGCAAUAGUCCACAGGCGUGAAUAGCGCUUACUGUGUUACCCGAUGUCUUCAAGAGUUAGCCCCCUGACUAGGGGCAUCUAGUUCCCCCCUGCCUCGACUAUUUUUGUCAUGGUGUGUUCCAUAUUUUUCUGUGCCUCUCAGUCCUCAUCUCACUGCAUAGAAUACUGGCACCACGUAGCAUUUUGUGUCUGAAUUGCAUCUCAUGCUCAUGCUUCAUGUCUCAUUCUAGUGUACGUUGCACUGCAGCCUACAGUUUUGUCAUAGACUGCAUUUACUUUCUCUUUUCUUAUCCAUAAUAAAUUUGUGUUCACUACUGAACUUUUCUGUAGUUUUGGGCAUCCCUUGAACUGUAUCAUUUAAAUUUUCAAUUGAAUUCAACCUGUUUAUAUUUCGUAGACUUUUUUUUGAGGAAUGCCAUUCACUUCGAGUCAUAGUAGAGAUUCAAUUAUCAUUCUAUUUUUAACAAUGUAAUUAAUAAAUUGUGCAAUUUUUCAGGGCCUGAUUACUGAAGACCGCUCAGAUAUCGAUCCUGAGGCUUUGCCAUUUGCUAGAAAGGUUAGAGAGGCAGACCGUCAAGGUUUAAGGGAAGGAGCGAACCUUGUGGAAGUGGUAUGCCUAUUUAUAACAAUGACUGUUCUUUUAUGUCAUAGUUUUUCUCCUAACCGCUGGAUGUUGUCAGUGGAUACUUUAUUUCCUUUGUUUUAUCACACAUGAACAUGUACUUUGAUAUAAUCAAUUUGUGCCCCUUAAAUGUGUGGGAGAGUGUUACCUAAUGGUAUGCAUGCAGGUUUCUCAAGUACGAUUUGAUCUUUUGCUGUUCGAUCCCAAAUGACUUACUAACUGAUUAGUACGAGACAAUGUGAGCAUAUUGGGCCUGGCAUUCUGAUGGAUACCUGCUAAUAAUAAUACUCCUUUUUCUUACAUUCUACCUAAAUCUGAAUCAGGCUUUUCCCUAUUUUAGAUUGAUUUUUUGGCUAGUUCCACUGGAAUUUGAUAAAUUUAGAAUCAAAGUGAACACAUUUUAGUCAUAACUUGUUAGUCUCACUUUUCUUUUAUGGUAUCAAAUUGAUAUAGUGAUCUAUAUUUCAGAAUGGAGAUUGGGUUCCCCGUUAUGGAGAACGCCCUGAUGACUUCCCAUGACCAAGGCUCAAGGGCCUUUGCAAGGGGUGUCACAGCCUUCUUCUGGCAAAACAAUACUCGUUUUAGAUAAUUGUUUGGGCGAAGCAAUGGUUCCAGGGGAAGGGAUAUUGGAAGUAAAAGUAGUGAGUAAACACGGAUUGGUUAGAAUCGAGAGUUUGCUGAGGUCCCUUCUAUGCCACUGUUGCACGUGAUUUUCUUAGGAUCAUUGGCUGAAAAAUGUGUCGUUAAACCUCACAAGGUGACCUGGGCGCGCACGACAUCCGGGUGAAUUUAUGAUUAUGCUCAGCAAAGCUUCAUAACCCGGCUAGGUAUCUAACAUUAUAGUUGUCUUGUGGGUUUUCAGCAAUCGCAACAAGCGUUGGACAAUUUUUUCCAGUUCGUAUAUAAUUAUAUUGCACAAGAAAAGAUCUAGGAACUUUUAUUCCUGCAGUCCGAUUCAAGUUAUGAGUUAGGUGGUUUGACCCAGAUGGAUGAGCCAAAGUAUUCUCUUUGUUUUAUUUCUCCUUGGAUAGUCAUAUUUGCCUCCUUUAAUGGUCUCCUUGAAUGUUCUACUUGAUGAAAACCCUAACAGUUUUACUAAAAGCUAAGUAAACAAUCAUAAUUGUCAUUUUAUAUAACUGGAGGUGUCCGUGAUGCCUUUGACUUUUAUUAAACCGCAUGCUUGAUAUACUCCUGGCAGCGUUUGGUGGCAUAAAUGUGUUCACAUCGUUCUCUUAAUGGAAAAAACUUUUUGCUUCAAAUAAGCUCUCUCCCUCUUUCUCCCCCUCCUAGUCUUCCACGUUUCUCUUUGUACUGCUCUUGAUUUAACUGUAUCUUAUAUUUUUUUCAUUUAUCAGGUGAAGAAAGUAAAGCCUGAUGUACUCCUCGGCUUAUCUGCAGUUGGCGGUCUCUUCUCAAACGAGGUAUUUAAUGCAUACAGAUUACCAACUUGCACCUUUUUCAUAUUUAUUCUGUAUUAUUGUCCUUUCUUUAACUGGAUAGAUUUCCUUGUCACCUUGUACUUAUGACAAUGCAUUCAAUUUUCAAGCUUCAUCAACAGCUGUAAGGUAGACUCAGAAGCAUAGUCUCUGGGAAACUUUCUGAAAGUAAAUGCCUGAGGAGAUUUCCAUGUUAUUCUUCUUAGAAGGGCAAUAGAUGCUGUGAUCAAGCUUUUCAGAUUAUGAUUAGUUGAUUCUCAUUUAAAUGGAGAUUUUUAUUUAGUUCAGUUUCUUCACUGUAAGUUUAUAAGCUUGGCUUAGGAUAAAUGUUUAAGAUGACAUCUGUGGGAGUGUUAACGCUCUUUUUUUUUUGGUUAUUACCAAUUAAGUUCACUUUCGUCCCGUGAGACAACUCUUAAGUAUGGUAUUUUACUCCAUAGUUAAGAGUCAUAAGAGCAAUUCUCCAGACGUUUUAAGUUCAGAUUGUCCUCUGUAUUUAUUUAUUCGCUCUGGGUGUGUUUCCACCUGUUUGAUAAAAAGCUUUCUUACUUCAGCUACCCUCAAAGUCUUCCUGGAAAAAGAUUUCCCAGCUCAAUUUGGCAUCAGUUUAUCUGGCAGCAUGAGUUUUCGUGACAUUCGUUGACUUUUUGGGAGACCCAUCCUGUUUUUUGGUUGGUAGUUUAAAUGCAUUUGUAUACAUAAUUAGACUCUAUGUUCAACAUUAUAUCUCUUAUAACUGUAAGUUGCAUUUGACUUUUCCCGAUUACUACCGAGUUUUUGGGUCAAUUGUUCUUAUGAUUAUAUGAAUGGCCAUAAAUGCUUCUCUUGUAGGUUUUGGAAGCCCUCAAGGACUCAACUUCCACUCGACCAGCAAUUUUCGCAAUGUCAAAUCCAACUAAAAAUGGUUGACUUCAACACUCAAAACUCAUACAAGUAGCAUUUAUUUCUUUUGUUUGAACUUUAGUUCCGACUCUAAUGAUUUUAUGUCUCAGCUGAAUGCACCCCUGAACAGGCCUUUACCAUUUUGGGUGACCAUAUUAUAUUCGCCAGUGGAAGUCCAUUCAAAAACGUGGAUCUCGGUGUGUAAAAAUUUCUUCAGAGAUGAUUUCCUCGCAAACUCUGCCCUAAUGAUGUUCGAAAAUUAUUUCACUACUCUAUGCAUAUAUUUUAUAUUUAAAGCGAUAUAUAUUUCUUCUUUUUUUUGAUAGCAUGUGCCAGACCCCUUGGGUGCAGUCAAUUCAUGAGUUCAUACAGAUAUAAUUGAAUAAUUUGGUCCAAUAUGAUCAAAGUCCGCGGUGUUUUAGGAUUAAUAACACGUCUAACUUUGGUUGAUUUUUCUAAUUUUUUCAUUUUAGAGGAUGGGAAAAUCGGCCACUGCAACCAAGGAAAUAACAUGUAUCUCUUCCCUGGGUGGGUUCAGUGCCUCUAAACCUGAUCCUCAGGCCUCUCUCUAUGUAAUUUACUCUCAAACCUGCUCAUUUCAGGAUCGGCCUCGGCACUCUUCUGUCUGGAGCUCGAAUUAUAUCCGAUGGCAUGCUGCAGGCCGCUGCUGAAUGGUAGUUUGACCUGAACCCGACUCAUCACUGUAUAUAUAUCUAUAUAUGCCAUCAUAUCAUUUUUCUUGACCACCUUCUAUUUAUGGAUGCUAGCCUGGCCGCAUAUAUGAAGGAAGAGGAAGUUCUUCGAGGAGUCAUCUACCCUUCAAUAUCUAGGUUCUCUCUUCUCUCUUUCUCUCUCUUCUCUCUCUUCUCUCUCUCUACUGACAUACUAGUGUAUGCACAGUAUUCGCGACAUCACAAAGGAGGUAGCUGCGGCGGUUGUAAAGGAAGCAGUGGAGGAGGAUUUGGCCGAGGGAUAUCGUAGCAUGGAUGCCCGAGAACUCAAGAGAUUAAGUCAGGUGAAUUGGGGCUUGCUAUAAUAUAUAAGUAAAUAUAUUAUGGCAUAAAUAAUUUUUUUCCCCUUUAUCUCCAUGAAAUUCUCUAAUGCCAAGUGUUCUUGGACUUGAAGGAGGAGAUUGUGAAGUAUGUGCAGAACAACAUGUGGAAUCCAGUGUACCCAACCUUGGUGUACAAGAACGAUUGA
Spirodela intermedia is the source of this 13957-nucleotide messenger RNA. The record is from the annotation of a GenBank genome assembly. NCBI's taxonomy places the organism in Eukaryota, Viridiplantae, Streptophyta, Magnoliopsida, Alismatales, Araceae.